GAGGCUCCGCGCGUCGUCAGCCGCCCCCACCCGCCCGCCGGGGCCCCCCUGGAGGAGGCGGAGGCGGCGGGGGUCCCGGCGGGGGAGCAGCGGGAGGCGCUGCCGGCCCUCGCCCAGAUCCAGGCCAAGUACGCCUACUUCCGGCCCUGCGUGCAGGUGGAGCUGGAGCACGAGGACCCCAAGAGCGCCCGCGAGGUCUUCAUCCGCAGUUGGAAGAUCGAGGAGAAGAUGCUGGGGGUCCUGGGGAAGUGCCUGCCGGCCCUCGCCCACCUCCAGGCCCUCCACCUCUGGAAGGUCGGCCUGACUGACGCCACUUUCCUGGCCCUCCUGCCCGUAUUGGCCACCUGCGUCAACCUCAAGACCUUCGUCUUGGAAGGGAACCCCCUGCCCGAGCGCUCCUUUUUCAAGCUGGUUUCGGAGGAGAGCAGCUUGGCCCACCUGUCCCUGCGGAACAACUGCAUGGACGACCAGGCGGUGCUGCUGAUCGGCCAGGCGCUCUCCUCGCUCCGCAGCUCCAACAAGAACCUGGUCUCCAUCAACCUGAGCUACAACCACAUCACGGACGUCGGGGCCACCCACCUCGCCAAUGGCCUGCGCCUCAACCGGUCCCUGCUGUCCUUGUCGUUGGCACAUAACCAGAUCGGGGACGAGGGAGCCCUGAAGCUGGCCGAGGUGCUUGGCCCCUUUGCCCUCACCCACACGGAGGUGGUGGAGCGCCGGCGGCUGCUGCUGGAGAAGGAGGCCCAGGAGAGAGGGCGCCUGCCCCCGAGACACUCGGAUCCGAAAAGCGACCGUCCCACCAGCCACGUCAGCAGCACCGCCAUUGACAAGCUGCAGGGCGCCAAGGGGGCCAAGUCCAUGGUCAAGAAGAAGGAACUCACCAAAAAGGAGGAGAAGGGCCCAGUGGGCGGAGCGGCUCCCGCACAGCCACCGGCGGCACCAGCAGCCCAGGCCAAGAAGGAGGAUGCCAAGCAGUCCAAGAAAGCCGUUCCCCCGGUGGACCCCAAGGCGAAGGGGGCCAAGGGGGUGAAGCUGGGCUCCAAGGACAAGCGCUCCCAGGUCCUGGAAGUGGAGCAGAUCCUGGAGCCCACCGAGAUGUUGAACCCGCUGCUGGAACAAGCCGAGCACCGCGACGGGCAGGUCUUCCUCCAUGGCAACCGCGUUCUCAUCUACCUGAACCUCAUGCGCAACAACAUCUCGGAGAACGGCCUGAAGGGCUUCCUGGCCACGGUGGAGUACCAGGUCAGCCGCAUCCUCCCUGGGGCAAAGGGGCCCACCGGCCUCCUGCGUCUCUCCCUGGCGAAAAACACCUUCCCGGCUGAGAGCAAGACCUACAGCAGGAUCCAGGAGCUCAUGGGCCCCCGAGACCCCCUGCCCAGGGCCAGGACAGAGGAGGAGCAGCUGGCCGCUGCCCUGUGAGCCUCUCCCCGAGGAUGCUGCACCCAGAAGCUCCCAGCCAAGCCCCCUGGGCAGAGCCCCCAGGAUGGCACCGGAGGGCAGAGAAGCCCCUUCCUCACUCGGAGGCUGGAAGGACGGAGGCCUCCCUUCCUCCCAUUAAAAGUUUUCCUUCUGCCUAAAAAGUUC
Molecule: messenger RNA, 1584 nt
Organism: Thamnophis sirtalis
Lineage: Eukaryota; Metazoa; Chordata; Lepidosauria; Squamata; Natricidae
Source: RefSeq, a predicted model, not a curated record